Dipodomys spectabilis (banner-tailed kangaroo rat) is the source of this 3026-nucleotide messenger RNA. RefSeq names its product RAS guanyl releasing protein 3 (gene Rasgrp3). Lineage: Eukaryota; Metazoa; Chordata; Mammalia; Rodentia; Heteromyidae. Gene Ontology annotation, molecular function: calcium ion binding; guanyl-nucleotide exchange factor activity. The transcript is spliced from 16 exons. Gene Ontology annotation, cellular component: plasma membrane. Gene Ontology annotation, biological process: Ras protein signal transduction; positive regulation of GTPase activity. The record is from RefSeq and is a predicted model, not a curated record. Bases 157 to 2214 code for a protein of 685 amino acids.
UUUCUUGAAGCACAACUAAGAACAAAAAGUUACCACUAGGCACAAAAGUCACUGGCACAAAAGUCACUGGCACAAAAGUCACUGAUUCAUGGGAUUAUGGAGAUGAUCUCUCUGAUGUUGAAAAUGUCUCCAGUUUUUUGACAACAGGAAAUAACCAUGGGGUCCAGCGGCCUUGGGAAAGCAGCAACAUUAGAUGAACUGCUGAGCACCUGCAUUGAGAUGUUUGAUGACAAUGGAGAGCUGAAUAAUAGCUAUUUGCCAAGAAUAGUUCUACUGAUGCACCGAUGGUAUUUAUCUUCCACCGAAUUGGCAGGAAAACUUCUCUGCAUGUAUCGAAAUGCCAGUGGAGAAAGCUGUGAUGAGUUUCGAUUAAAGAUCUGCUACUUCAUGAGGUACUGGAUUCUGACGUUUCCUGCGGAGUUUAACUUGGAUCUGGGUUUGAUUCGUAUGACUGAGGAGUUCCGGGAAGUGGCUAGUCAACUAGGCUAUGAAAAACACGUCAGCCUCAUCGACAUAUCCAGCAUUCCUUCCUAUGACUGGAUGAGAAGAGUUACACAGAGGAAAAAAGUAUCCAAAAAGGGAAAGGCCUGUCUGCUGUUUGACCAUCUGGAGCCCAUUGAGUUGGCUGAACACCUCACUUUUCUGGAGCAUAAAUCUUUUAGAAGGAUCGCAUUUACUGAUUAUCAAAGCUAUGUCAUCCAUGGCUGCCUGGAGAACAACCCAACCCUGGAGAGAUCUAUUGGUUUAUUUAAUGGAAUCUCUAAGUGGGUCCAGUUGAUGGUUCUUAGCAAACCAACACCCCAGCAAAGGGCAGAGGUCAUCAUAAAGUUUAUCAAUGUUGCAAAGAAACUCCUUCAGCUCAAGAAUUUUAAUACACUGAUGGCCGUGGUGGGAGGCCUCAGUCACAGCUCCAUUUCACGCCUCAAAGAGACCCAUUCUCAUCUUUCCUCAGAGGUUACGAAGAACUGGAAUGAAAUGACCGAGUUGGUCUCCUCCAAUGGCAAUUACUGCAAUUACCGCAAGGCCUUUGCUGACUGUGAUGGCUUCAAAAUCCCUAUCCUUGGAGUCCACUUGAAAGACUUGAUAGCAGUCCAUGUCAUUUUCCCAGACUGGAUGGAAGAAAACAAAGUAAACAUUGUGAAAAUGCACCAGCUUUCCGUGACCCUAAGUGAACUGGUCUCAUUGCAGAAUGCCUCUCACCACUUAGAACCUAACAUGGAUUUGAUCAACCUACUUACUCUCUCUCUGGACCUCUAUCACACAGAAGAUGAUAUUUACAAACUGUCGCUGGUGCUGGAGCCUAGGAAUUCUAAAUCGCAGCCUACCUCCCCGACGACGCCCACCAAGCCUGUGGUGCCCCUGGAGUGGGCAUCAGGGGUAGUGCCAAAGCCAGACCCCACAGUCAUCAACAAGCAUAUACGGAAACUGGUGGAGUCUGUGUUUAGAAACUACGAUCAUGACCAUGACGGAUACAUCUCCCAAGAGGACUUUGAAAGUAUAGCCGCCAACUUUCCCUUCCUGGAUUCCUUCUGUGUGCUGGAUAAAGAUCAGGAUGGCCUAAUUAGUAAAGAUGAAAUGAUGGCUUACUUCCUGAGAGCUAAAUCCCAACUACACUGUAAAAUGGGACCAGGAUUUGUCCAUAACUUUCAGGAGAUGACUUACCUCAAGCCAACCUUCUGCGAACACUGUGCAGGAUUUCUCUGGGGCAUCAUCAAGCAAGGAUACAAAUGCAAAGACUGUGGAGCCAAUUGUCACAAGCAGUGCAAGGACCUUCUGGUCUUGGCCUGCAGGCGACUUGCUCGGGCACCCUCCUUGGGCAGUAGUCAUGGAUCACUGCCAGGAAGCCCCUCACUGCCCCCAGUGCAGGAUGAGGUGUUUGAGUUUCCAGGGGUCACUGCUGGACACCGGGAUCUGGACAGCAGAGCAAUCACACUGGUCACCGGCUCCUCUCGUAAGAUCUCUGUGAGACUUCAGCGGGCUACCACCAGCCAGGCCACCCAGACCGAACCUGUGUGGUCAGAAGCCAGCUGGGGGGAUUCUGGGUCCCACACGUUUCCCAAAAUGAAAUCCAAGUUCCAUGACAAAGCCGCCAAGGACAAAGGCUUUGCCAAGUGGGAAAAUGAGAAGCCAAGAGUACAAGCCGGUGUGGAUGUGGUAGAUCGGGGCACCGAGUUUGAACCUGAUGAAGAUGAUGGUCAGGGGGAAACCAGAUAGGAUGGUGAGGAUGGCUGACUCCAGGCUGAGAAAUUAGAAGCCAAUCACGCUGGCUUUGGAAAGAGCAAGAUGAGACACUCUGAUGAGCACUUGAGUCUCAGGAAAUUGUCUGGACAAUAUUUGGCUGUUUACUGCCUCGUGAUAUCAUGGGAGCGCCACAUCUGGACUAUGGGACAGAGGAUUUACCCAAGCUAUGAACUAUUUAUUUCCUCCUCCCCUGCCCCAAAGACUGUUAUGUAGUCGGGCGUUUCUCACUUCUCUUUCUCUAGAGUCACUUACAUACGGGUGGAACGAAAGCUUUUGUGCAUGUCCUUGAUACCCAUUCUCUAAACUCAGAUUGUUUGUGAGAAUAUUAUUUUAAGGUGUGUGUGUGUGUGUGUGUGUGUGUGUGUGUGUGUGUGUGUGUGUGUGUAGAAUUGUUUAAUAAGUUGACUUAGCUCUUUUGUGUGUGUGCUUUUGUCAAUGGACUUACUGUUUUCCUGGGGACAAGGAUACGCUUCCCAUCCUGGAAUACAAAGGUUCUUCUAAUUAUGGAGAAUACAACUCACACCUGCAUACAUCACCUAUGCCUUACCAACUGUGCUUCACCAAGGGCUAUGACCAGCCUUGAAAGUGUUUCAAAUAUUUAGAAUAGCCAUGAGGGAAAUUAUCCCUAUCUUGUCCUAUCUGAGUUCACCAUCUUUCUUCAGACCCUGAAACUGGAAUAGCAAUUAAGAAAUGAUUCAAGUUUAGUAUGUGGGUGCAUUCCUGUAUCUAAGAAUUUAGGAGCUGGGAAGGUGGCUCAGUGGUAGAGUACUUGCCUUGCAUGCAUG